AUGAGCUCUGCUUCGGGAACUGAUGAGGAGAUCGAGUCAAUACCAAACAGGAACGGUUCUGGAGGAAGAACGAGAGAAUUGCUAAAUGUAAUCGAUAAUCUAAGUAACAGAUCUUCUUCAGGAUCGUCUGAAACUGAAGCAACUGAAGUAGUCAAGCCCCGAGUCACCUUCAGGCCUAAACACAUCGAAAGUGAUCAAGUUCGAAUAGUGGUAACUCCAUCUGCCAACUCGGCCCACAGUUCUCCUCCUCAAAUCGACGCAACCCCAUCUAAUUUACCAUCUAGUAUACCAUCUACACCGUAUUUACAGGUAACUGCUUCAAGUCCUGAAGAUGGUGAUGUUGCAAACAACCACAUAGCGCCGACAGUUGAUGAAGGGUCACAAACUAGAUCUCUGAAGCCCAGAGUACAACGACAUGUAUCGUCUCGUCAUGUAGACGAUCUGAAGACUCUAGCUGCACCUGGCUUGCCACUGGAUCGUUAUCCAUCUAUGGCUCUUGCAUCUACGGACGGAACCGCUACAAAUUUGUUAGAUAAUGUAGCUAAAUCUUCACUUCGUGAUCGCCACAAGAAGACUCGCAUCUUGAUGAGAAGCUUGGAUCCAGAGGCUGAAGAAGUCAAGGCGAUUGCAAACUCUGGCAUUCGUAUUGGAUCAUAUAGUAUUUUGAGUCAAGAAGUCAGGAGCUACAAUCUCAUCCGAAGAGCAUACCGCAUCAAAAGAGCUGCUAUUAGGCAAAUGGAUGUCCUGUUCUGCAUUUUGUAUCUCGUCGAACUCCAAUUUCUUUAUAGUUUUCCUGUCACUCAAGAACCAAGGUGGCUUUACACAAGUCGACCUAAAGCUGUUUUCUUGGUGGGAUUCGGUAUAUCCUGCUACAUGCUCGUCUCGUCCUUCUUUCGAAUCAUUCUGGCUGAUAGACGAGUUGCUGCCAUAUUCUCAUGGACCUCGUUUGUGGAUUGUCUCGUUUGCAUUCCUUUCGUUGUUUUAUACUGUGUGCCGGGCGGAGACAUAUACUAUAUUCCGUAUUUCCUUCGGUCUGUACUAGUGGUUUCUCGUUUGAGGCGACUGCUCAGAACCGGGACAUGGCUUGGAUUUAGCAUGAGUGCCAUCAGAGAAAGAGUCGCUGCCCUAGUUGCCAGUAUUAUCAUCUUGAUUUACCUUGGAAUGUGUUUCUUCAAUUACUUUGAGUACUCUUUCGGCACAGACUUUGACCAUUUGGACAUCUCGAGUACGCUUUACUAUAUUGUCGUCACGAUAUCUACUGUAGGAUAUGGCGACAUUAAUCCCAAAACUAUACCUGGACGCGAGAAUGACUUGUUUGAGACUGACGCAGAAACACAGAGGCAAAAAGCUGGCAGAGGCUCGUUUCAAAAGUCUCAUUUUCCUCAUGUGGUAAUGGUUGGAGUCUACGACAACGCAAGUCGCGUCAAAGACGUCUUGACAUCAUUCUACGAGAGGCAAGAAGCUAAAUACCGAAUCGUAUUUUUGAGCCGAAAAGAACCAUCACCAACAACCCUAGUGUUGCUGGGAGAUGCAGAAUAUAAAGAAAAGGUUACGUUCUUGGUCGGCAAGGCUCUAGACGUAUACGAUAUGAAACGUGCAGAAGUGCAAUCGGCUUCUGCUGUAUUCAUAGUGGGAGACAGAUUCGCUAGAGAUCCUGUCGAAGAAGACAAUCACAAUUGUCUCCGGUUGUGGGCCUUUGAUGAUUAUAGCAGCUCAACUGACUUGUACAUCUCUAAUCUGGUGCCAGAGACUGAAAACGGCCAUGGCAAUGAAAUCUAUACUGCUGUUGUUCAUCCUGUAUUCGUGAAUCAGACCUUCGCGAAAGUCUCAUGGUACCUCUUUCGUGAAUUCCAAAUCAUCCUCUUUGCCGUGCUGACAUGGGUGCCAUUAAAACGAACUCACCACAUUCUAUUAAACCCCGGAAAUUCGUAUAUCCUAAAGGAGAACGACAAGUGCAUACUUAUAGCUCAGUCGCCACAUGAUUUCAAGGAUAUGGAGAAGCUCGAUGCGUCUCAAUUCGUCGAGUCAUUGACAGAAGACGAAAUCAGUGCACCUGAAUUGCCAAGGGCCUCUGUUACUAGAAGAAGUGGUUAUUACAACAAUAGUGUUUAUACCAACAACACGACGUUUCCGCGGUUCCAAGAGGAUAAAAUCAUCACAGGACAACCAGAACCACCGUAUAUCGAUGCUAAGGUCCCCAUUUGUCACAUGUUGAGGAAUCCUACAUCACAUUUAAAGGAUGUUGUCUUUGAAGAUUGUUUUGAUCUGGAGAACCACUUUCUGGUUACUACUAAUCAUUUCAAUCUGUUUCGGUUUGUUUGCACUUUGAGAUCGGCUCAAUUAGAAGAGGAUGAGACUCGAACCAUAGUGUUUCUAUGUCCUCGGCUUCCCACUCACGAUGAGUUUACGACACUGUGCCAGUUUCCAAAUGUAUAUUUUGUAUGUGGUGAUCCGUCCAAGAAGAAGGACUUAUUGCGAGGUGGUCUUGUAGGAGCAGAUAAGGUCAUCAUCUUGUACAGUAUAGUAGGCACAGAAGAUGACUUUAGUGACUCGAAACCAAUAAUGAUAAGUCAUUUGAUAUAUGGAAUGUUUCCUGAACACGAGCGGAAAUACGUGAUUGUUGAACUUCAGAAGCGCUCACAUAUCAAGUUUCUUCGCCCAACUGCCAAACGAAGUCUGACUAUGUCUAAACGGGAGAGAAAAGCACAUUCAAACCAAGGUGUGGAAGAAGGGGAUCUCGCAGGCGAGCACCUUUAUACUCCUAUGUUCGCAGCUGGGCGAGUGGUAUGUGCUCCGAUGCUGGAUUCUAUCUUGUAUCAAACAUUUCAUAAUUCAGUUGUGCUGGAUAUAUUUAAGAGGCUUUGUGGUGUGAGAUACAAGAGAGAUAUAGAGCUGGAUCGCGAACUGAAUGCCAAUCCAUCAUAUCUCAGUUAUAUUGAUACUCCAGACGAAUUUGCUGGUCGACCAUUCAGAGAUCUGUACCGAGAACUGGCACUGAAGCACAGUGUCAUCCCAUUGGGUAUCCUUCGAGAUAACUACGAUCCAGAGCUUGGAAAUCGGCUACCAUUCACAUAUACGAAUCCAAUGGCCUCCCUACUUCUCAAGAGCAGUGAUUUGGUGUUUGCAUUGAUGCCAUUGGGUGGUGGGGUCGACUUUGAAUUCUCAAAGACCGCUUAA
Molecule: messenger RNA, 3177 nt
Organism: Synchytrium microbalum
Lineage: Eukaryota; Fungi; Chytridiomycota; Chytridiomycetes; Synchytriales; Synchytriaceae
Exons: 17
Coding region: 1-3177 (1058 amino acids)
Biological process (GO): potassium ion transport
Cellular component (GO): membrane
Molecular function (GO): intracellular sodium-activated potassium channel activity
Source: RefSeq, a predicted model, not a curated record